Messenger RNA from Pogona vitticeps (central bearded dragon), 7679 nucleotides. The record is from RefSeq and is a predicted model, not a curated record. NCBI's taxonomy places the organism in Eukaryota, Metazoa, Chordata, Lepidosauria, Squamata, Agamidae.
AUGGGUGCUGCAGAAACAAUAUCUGUGACUGUGGUCUUAAGCUGUGUCUUUCAUCUCACAGGCCUCCUGGUGGGAACUCUGGAUGCCGUUCUCGAUUCCACCUCCAAAGUGGCCCCUUUCCGCAUCUUGCACCAGACUCCGGAUUCCCAAGUGUACUGGACCAUUGCAUGCGGGGCCAGCAGAGAAGAAAUAACAGCUCACUGGGACUGGCUGGAAGAGAACAUUAUGAAAACCCUCUCCGUGUUUGAUUCCAGUGAGGACAUCACCAGCUUUGUUCACGGGAAAAUCAGGGGUUUGAUCGCUGAGGAAAGUAAAGGAUCUUUAAUAAAAGAGGAAGAUCCGGAAAGGUUUCGUGAGGCGCAUAUGAAAUUUGAGAAGUGCUUUGGGCUGGCCGAGCAGGAGAAGCUGGUGACGUACUAUUCCUGCAGCUACUGGAGAGGCCGGGUCCCUUGCCAGGGGUGGCUGUACCUGAGCACCAACUUCCUUAGCUUUUACUCCUUUCUUCUGGGAGCUGAAAUAAAACUCAUCAUCUCCUGGGAUGAAAUCUCAAAACUUGAAAAGACGUCCAACGUGAUUCUGACGGAGAGCAUCCAUGUCUCCUCCCGUGGGGAAGAUCACUACUUCUCUAUGUUUCUCCAUAUCAGUGAAACGUUCCUUCUCAUGGAGCAACUGGCGCUCUACGCUGUCCGAAGGCUCUUUGACAAGGAGACGUUUGAAAACGACCCCGUCUUCUGUGAUCCCUUACAAAUCACCAAGAGGGGCCUUGAGAACCGAGCCCACAGUGAGCAGUUCUGUGCCUUUUUCCGACUGCCCCAAGAGGAGGUCCUUCAGGAAGUCCACGAGUGUUUUUUGUGGGUGCCUUUUAGUCAUUACAACACUCUGGGGAAAAUGUGCGUCUCUGACAACUAUGUCUGCUUUGCCAGCCAGGACGGCUCCUUGUGCUGCGUUGUCAUUCCACUGAGAGAGGUCAUCGCGGUUGAGGUGGCUGACCCGGCCAGCAAAGCCCUCACCGUCGCCGUGAGAGGACAGAGAGCCCUCCGUUUCUCUGAACUGAGGGAUUUUGAACACCUGGCGGUGAAGCUUCGAAGAAAAGCUCACGCUACCACGAGCCCUCAGCAUGGCGUGAGUGCAGAGGUUGCCACUUGCCCGAGCGCGGGUCUUCUCUUGGAGGACUACGAGGGGCAACCCAUGGCCAGCCACAAGGACAGCAGCAAGACCGUUAGCACAGAAGCCCUCAUGACUGUCUUUCACCCUCAGGAUGCAGAGAAUCUGGACUCCAAGAUGCUGAAAGAGAAAAUGAAAGAGCAAUCCUGGAACAUCCUUUUCAUCGAAUGCGGUCGUGGAGUCGGUAUGUUUCGAACGAGGAAGACCCGAGACCUCAUUGUUCGAGGGAUUCCGGAGGUGCUCAGAGGAGAACUGUGGCUUCUGUUCUCAGGUGCUGUGAACGACAUGGCCACCCACCCCGGCUAUUAUGCGGAGCUGGUCGAGACGUCCUUGGGAACGUGCAGUCUGGCGACGGACGAAAUCGAAAGGGAUCUGCGCCGUUCCUUGCCUGAGCAUCCCGCGUUCCAGAGCGACACAGGAAUUUCCGCUCUCCGGAGGGUUCUCACCGCGUACGCUUACCGGAACCCGAAGAUUGGCUAUUGUCAGGCAAUGAAUAUUUUGACCUCAGUCCUGCUCCUUUAUGCCAAAGAAGAGGAAGCUUUCUGGCUCUUAGUCGCCGUGUGCGAAAGGAUGUUGCCGGACUAUUUUAAUCGGCGAAUCAUUGGUGCCUUGGUUGACCAAGCGGUCUUCGAGGAUCUGAUCAGGGACUACCUGCCCCAGCUGACGGAGCACAUGACCGACAUGACGUUCUUCUCCUCCGUCUCCCUCUCGUGGUUCCUCACCCUCUUCAUCAGCGUCCUGCCCAUUGAGAGCGCGGUCAACGUGGUCGACUGUUUCUUCUACGAUGGGAUAAAGGCCAUUUUGCAGCUGGGCUUGGCCGUCCUGGACUACAACAUGGACCGGCUGCUGGCCUGCAAGGACGAUGCCGAAGCGGUCACUGUCCUCAACAGGUUUUUCGACAGCGUCACCAACAAGGACAGUCCACUGCCUCCGUUGGUGCAACAGGCUUCCAGUGGGAACGAAACGAAGAGUCCGCACCCCAAAGUAGACAUCACCGACCUCAUUCGUGAAUCCAAUGAGAAAUACGGUGAAAUCCGAUUUGAGGAGGUUGAGUGCAUGAGGCGCCGUAACCGGCUCUAUGUCAUCCAGACCCUGGAAGUCACUACCAAGCAAAACGUGCUGCGUGUCGUCUCCCAGGAGGUGAAAAUCAGUCCCAGCAACCUGGAGGAACUGUAUGAGUUAUUCAAGAAAGAGCACUUCCUCUCUUGUUACUGGACGGUCAACAGCCCAGCUUUGAAGCACCACGACCCCAGCCUCCCCUACCUGGAGCAGUAUCACAUAGACUGCCAGCAGUUCCGCGUCCUCUACCACUUCCUGAGUCCCUGGGCGGGUUGCGCAAACCGGGACUCCCUUGCUCUGUGGACGUUCCGGUUGCUGGAUGAGAAUCUGGACGGCCUGAUCAACUUCAAGGAGUUUGCCUCUGUUCUUGAUGUCAUGUAUCAUGGAAGUUUUACCCAUAAGCUGAAGCUCCUUUUCAAACUGCACAUCCCCCCAGCUUUCACCGAAGUAGAGUCUCUGAGCCCUUCCAAAGGGGUUCAGCUGUCUAAAGAAGAGCUGAUCCACUUUAGCCAAUUAAAUGUUUCUUCACCCGGGAACAGUGAGGAUGCAGGGUUGUUAAAGAUGAGCCCAGAAAAAGGGAAGGGAAAGAUUGAUAUCCAGGCCUAUCUGAAGCAAUGGCAAGAUGAACUGCUUAAAAAAGAAGAGAGCAUCAGAGAUUUGCCCCGCAUGGACCAGUCCCAAUUCAUACAGUUUUCAAAAACUUUGUACAACUUGUUCCAUGGGGAUCCGGAGGAAGAGUUGCUGUACCGUGCCAUCGCCACCGUCACGAGCCUCCUGCUCAGGAUGGAGGAAGUUGGCCGGAAGCUUCAGAGUCCUGCUUCCCCGUCUGAAGGCCCGACACCUUCCGGGCCUCACUCUGGUGCAGAAGAUGGCAGAAACGUCCGGGAGGCUCAGCUGUCCUUACAGGCCGAAGGCACGGGGGGCAGUCAGAGCAAAGCCAGCCAUGAGUGGUCAUUUGCUUUCGAGCAGAUCCUGGCAUCAUUGCUCAAUGAACCUGCGUUGGUGAGAUUUUUCGAGAAACCGAUAGAUGUCAAAACCAAGUUAGAGCAUGCAAAAGCUGCUCAGCUAAAAGCGAGAGCCCGGGUAUAGCAUAGGCAAGAGGGGUUUCCUCCCUGCUCCACAUCAUCCUCUUUGUUUUGUACAGGACAUGCUCAGAACCGGGAUGCGCCAUUUGCAUUCUGAAUUUAUGUGGCGAGUGGAGGAGUCAGGUCAGUUCCUGUGUAUGCUGUGGAGUUUGUGUCUUUUGCAGAGUUAAGCGCGUCUAGCUUGAAGCACAGUUGCACCUAAUUUUUGUAUUUGACUACACUUGAAGACUUAAAACUCGUCAAUCAGCACGUCCACGCUUGGAGGAAAAUACUACGGCCAGUUUGUAGAAGGCACAGUUGAAGCACGAUUCAGAUUGUUGCGUCUCCUCACUACAGUUUCUGGUUUGUUUGUUCUCUUUGCUUACACUGAAUGUAAUUGUUGGGCACCUUCUCUUAAACGGAAACAUAUUUAUAUCGAUUGAUAUAGGCUGGUUGAAUUUCCAAAGAACCACUUCUUAAACUUUGAAUGUAGGGUUGUGUAGUUCUGUGCGAGAGAUGCCUUAGAGAGUCCAUGGAGUAUGGCUUUUAGAGAAAGUUAUGAGAGCAGAUCUACGUGGUGCUCCUGAUCAGGAUGAUAACUUCUUGUAGCUCCCGGUGGUAACUUUGAGAGUUGAAACCCUCGUGAUUUUCCCACUAGAGAGCUGGCAGAGGUAGGAGUAACUAUUCUGGGAUUGUAGUGCCCUGAAUCCCCCAGCCAUCGUAGCUGUGUUGACUUGGGGAUUCUGGGAAACAUAGUCCAAAGCUGGCAUAAGUGCCCCUCUGAGGACCAAAGGCAUCUUGGCUGAGAUGUUCUAAGGACCAGAACGUUGUCAUUUGGCUUGUUGUCUUCUAAGCAGUUGUUUUGCCCAAACCUCUUCCUGUUGCUUUGAUUGGACCAAAUUUGUGUUAAACCCACUGUUCUAGAAACCAUCUUGCAGCGGCUUCCAGAUCCCUGCUAAGAAAAUGCGGGCAAGAUUACAGGGUUAUAAAGUCCCCUUCUUUGUGCAAACCAUCCAGCGAAGCCUAGUGGAAAGGGAGAGCAGACUGACAUUCUCACACACACAAAGAGAGAGAGAGGUUAGUGCAGACACCCUUGGGCUGAGCUGGAAAGAUCUGCUCUAGGAAUGAAGUGCAAGUGUUUGAAUUAGGUUUCAGAUAAACCUAUGAAAGCCCAUAAGGUCAGUCUUUGGAAAUGCCUCUUAAGGCCACAGAGCAAUUUUACUGUGUUUAUACCCCAUCCCAACUUUUUUCUGAAAACCAGAAUUAACUGGAUGUUAACUUUGGUUUUGGAGGGGGGGAAACACUCUCCACCAAGAACAGGUGGGGGCGGGGGGCUGAAAAGAGAGUGAAAUGAUGAGAGGAUGAGAAGAGGCCUUAUGUAGUGAAACAAAAUCAGGGGGGGGGAUCAGGAGUUGCUGGGGGGGAGCCUGGAGAGGCUGCCUUUUGCCCGCCCCCAUUCUAAGCCAUUUUGAGCACGGCUGGGUAGAUCCGUUUCCUACCAGGGUCUCCUGGUUUGUCACAAGCUUUUGUGGUGCAAACCUAAGCCAGUUUUCAGUACUUUGGUGACUGCCGGGCCCCGCUCCUGGCCAUCGGUGUUGCUGAAUUAUAUAUUGUAGUUCUUAUAGGAAGCGUUUAAAAAUUCACUUGGCUUGCCCCUCUCCCAAACCCAAACCAUGUGAGACAUGUUCCUACAGGAUGGCUCCUGCUGAAUGAAAUUAAUUGAGUACUUAAUGCAGCAGCAAAGUGUCUUAUGAAGCAAAAAAAAUGUAUAUUUUUUAACACGGAACUCGUCUAUGAUGCAUCUAAAUAGGAAAAAUUGAAGUGCUCAGGAAACUUGCUCAUCACAUCAUCAGAAUGGCUCAUGGGUGCAAAAACACCUUGGCUUUUUCUACGCAUGUUCACCAAGAAAGACCCACUUAACCAGUUACAUAAAAGUUCUGUACUGGAGUCUCUUAGGCGCAAUUUUUUUAUAUGCAGACUGACCAGCAUAUUUAUACAGUACAUUGCUAAUUAGACUUCCAGUCUUGAUUGUCAUCAGUAGCAGAGCCACUUGGCUUCACUUUUUGUUUCUCUUAAGAAUACCUAGGCAGGUUGUUUUUUAAAAAGACUUUGAAAAUAUGGAUGUUUUGUGCAGAAACUAUUUGCCUAGCAAAAUGCCCAGUGAUAUUUGCAAGACAAGCAGUUGCUUUUCUGAAUGGAAAAGGGUGUUUGCUUCCCUUCAUCAGAAACCACCCAAGGAAAAAUUAGCUUUCUAAGUAUGAAAGGGAAAAAAAUGACCCUUACUGCCUGAGAUGGAGGAAGAAGCAAAAUCCAUCUGUCCUUUGACAAACGAAUCCGUAUGCUAUGCAAAGUUUAAUCUGAACUCGGUGGCUGGUUCUGUGACUGUAUUGCAAAGCUGUUUUCCUCUUCAUACUGCAAAUGCUUUUGCUGGAAGGACUGACCAGGCUAAAUUCAGUCUAUGCAAAUAAACCUAAGUUGCUGGUUUCCAUCUGCCUUUUUUUCUAUGGAGAAGCGAGCAUUUAAAUUGCAGCCCACACACUGUGCCACUUGCUCUGUACACCUGAAGCUGAGAAAUCAAUGUAUUUGUUAUUGUGAUGCUCCGUGUUUUUAUCCUUCUCAUUGCUCUGAUCCUCACGGAUGAGUCAGGUUUCCCCAGUCUUCAAGGGCGAGGAGAGAAAGAGAGACUGCCUUAAUGUCCUUCUGGAGUUUUUCCUUCCCAGUUCAUGAGGGGUUAAACCAUGUGCGCUGAGACCAAGACCUGCAUCGUUUAAAAAGUUGAAUUGCAUUUGUUGCCCAGUGGUACAUAUUCAAGUAGAUUCCACUGAUUCUUUAUUACUUUAUUACUUCCCUCAAAAUGUGGUUGCUUUUGUUUUGUCUCUUUUUAAGUCAAAGUGUUCCAGGAAGUCACAGAGGAAGCCCAAUCCAGGAAUUACAGCACAUUCUUUCCCACUCAUUGUAAUUUCAAGAAGCAUUCAGGCAGGCUUCCCACUCUGCCAUUCAUGCUGCUUCUGAACAAGGUAGUGGGCUAGGCUCGCUCUUGGGUAUGAAGCCUAGCAGGAAGAUCUUCCCCAGCUUUUCUUCCUAAUACACAAUUUUUCUGCUUGCAAGGAACAUUAUCUUUUCAAACGAUGGGACAGCAUUUUAAAAAGUCCUAACAAAAUCCCACCCCUUGCUUUCUGAAAGAUGUAGAGCCUCUUCGGCUGCUGUAUCCUUUUGUAUUCCAUACUCAGGCUUGGAAAAGAGUUGGUUUUGGGAUUUGUUUGUUUGAUAGGCACUGGCCCCACUCUUCGAAAGAAAAACAAUUUUUAAUUGUGCAUUGAACGGGAUUGUCUCCCCUACUCACCCACCAUCACUCCCAUCUAAAGAGCAAUCUAUUAAAACAGAUAAUGGGUUGCUGCCUGCCACACCAGGCUUGAUAGCAUAAGAGAAGGAUGUCGGCAGCAAAUCAUUUCUUAUAAAAAGCUCCUCUCCUGUUUCCUUUUGUAAACGUGUUCUUGAGAUGGAAUGCUCCUAAAAUCGUUGGCAUUCGUUGUAAGGAGAGGUUGUUGCCUGUUUUUGUGUGGCUUGACUGGUGGGGUGGCAAACAACACGGUCGCUUUUUGGUGCCUUGCUGCCUCCUCUCUGCCUCCCCAGUGCUUUGGGCACUUGCUGCAAUCAGAAUAAUAGUCUGAGUAAGGCCACAGCUCCGUUGCUGUAGUUACUACAUCAUCUCCCUGCACCCGGCCCCCGCUGCGGAUGCUUUUGCAGCUUCGCACAGAAUGCUUGUAGCCAGUGGGCAGAGAAGCAGAGCGGGUCAGCUUUCGAUCCUCCGUAAUGACGAAGUAGUAAAGAAUAAGGUCAUUUGGUACGUAAAUUAGUGUGGGAUGAAAUACAGAGGAUCGAGGUCAUCAGUACUCACUGCUUGAAGCAGAUUGCUGGGCCUGUAACAGAGAAACGGGCAAAUCCUUGUAACAUUUGGGAAAUGGGGAGGGGGGAAAAUAACACAUCAGGAAAUCACUGGAUAUAAAUGCAUGAGUCUCUCUUGAUUAGUAGGAGCAUCUUUCUCCUGCAAUUGUCCAAAAGAUAAAGGUUGCCUGUGGGGAGGGGAGGAGGUGGACAUGGAGAAUUUUAAUGAGCCUGGAUUACCUGGGUGCAGGCGGUGAUCCCAGUGAUUCUGCCUCGGGUUAUUUGAUCAAAAAUGAAUGUAUACUAAUGACUCCAGCAGUAGUUCAUUACUGUCACAUAUAGCCAUGUGAAUGCUUCAUAAAUUGGAUUUUACUUAGGGAAAGCAAGAAAAGCAUUUGGGGAAAACAGCUGAAAAAAAUUCUUCUCUGAAAUGUGCCAUCUCAUUGUCUUAUCAACAAAUAAAUCAUAAACAGCUUCUUAAAAGAAGACAGUUACCUUAUAAGCCAA